GCAGCCCUGAGGAAGACCCGUUGAGCUGCGUGUGUCGUCGGUCACUUGUGCUCUCGUUCCCGGGCAAGGGGUGUGUCAGAUUAGCUGCUGGGAAUACUUGGAAGCCUCAACGAUGAAUUUGAUGUUAGCAUUAUUCUUUUCUUCAGGAGUAGCUGCCUGUUGUGGUAACUCUGCUAGUAAUCCCCUAUCCAGGUUACUCCUAGUGUCUUUUGAUGGCUUCAGGGCGGAUUACUUGAAAACCUAUAAACUUCCUCAUCUCCAGGAGUUCAUCGAGGAUGGUGUGCUUGUCAGCCACGUUACAAACGCUUUUAUCACAAAGACUUUCCCCAAUCACUACAGCAUAGUGACAGGCCUGUAUGAAGAAAGUCACGGCAUUGUGGCUAAUGACAUGUAUGAUGCGGACGCCCAGAAAACAUUCUCACAGUUCAAUGAUUCAGAUCCCUUCUGGUGGAAUGGGGCCAUCCCAAUUUGGGUAACGAAUCAGCAGGGAAACAGAGCAAGUGCUGCUGCGAUGUGGCCUGGUACUGAUGUGAAAAUUCACAAUACAACCCCUCAGUUCUUUAUGAAGUAUAAUUUCUCAGUAACGUUUGAGGAGAGAGCGGAGAAAAUUGUUACGUGGCUGAACAACUCCAACCCACCAGUCAGUUUUGCUACCUUAUACUGGGAAGAACCAGAUGCAAGUGGGCAUAAAUACGGACCGGAUGAUACUGAGAAYAUGCACAAAGUAUUAGAACAAGUGGAUAAUCAUAUUGGUUUCCUUACUAAAAAGUUGAAAGCAUUAGGUUUGUGGGACACUAUCAACAUUAUAAUAACAAGUGAUCAUGGAAUGGCCCCAUGUUCUGCAAAGAAGCUGAUUAAUCUGGAUAACUGUAUUGGUCGCAAAAACUACACUCUCAUAGACAAGAGUCCAGUUGCUGCAGUGUUGCCAAGACAAAACAAAACUUAUGUAUAUAACUUACUGAAAAACUGCAGUGAGCACAUGAAAGUGUAUCUCAAAGAAGAAAUUCCUGAAAGAUUUCAUUACCGACAUAAUAAGCGAAUUCAACCCAUAAUUCUGGUUGCAGAUGAAGGCUGGACAAUUGUACAAAAUGAGUCACUUCCAAAAUUAGGUGACCAUGGCUACGACAACGCUCUCCUGAGCAUGCAUCCCUUCCUGGCCGCUCGCGGGCCUGCUUUCCGCCACGGUUACAAGCAGCACACGCUGAGCACCGUUGACAUCUACCCCAUGAUGUGUCACAUCCUGGGGCUGCCACCUCAGCCCCACAACGGAACCCUCGGUAAUGUCAAGUGUCUGCUAGCCGACCAGUGGUGCUUAAAUCUUGCCGAGGUCAUCGGGAUAGUUGUUGGGGCCCUUAUAAUGUUGGCUACGUUCACCUGCAUUAUAAUAAUCUCAAAGAAUAGAAUAUCUUCUCCCCGUCCCUUCUCUCGACUUCAGUUACAAGAGGAUGAUGACGAUCCUUUAAUUGGAUAAUGUGGAGGGASCGCGGCCCUGCUUGCUAAACAACAGUCUCUGGGGAUGAGCUUGAACUUGCACUGGACAGCAGUCUCUGAUGCACUUUAAUGGUAUCUGUGUAAAAUACUGUACAGCCAAGAACCCGCUAAGUUUGUGUGUUAUGUGACUAGUAGUCUUGUAAAAAUAUUUUUCAGAAAUAUUCUCUUCAGAAAGACAUUUUGAACAAAUUUUCUGCUGCAAUUGAUACUUAGCAAACUAAGUUUUGUUUUUCACUCAAAACUUUCAGCAGUUCUAAAAUGAAAUUUCAAAUAAGGUAGUGAGAAUAGACUGAUAGUGAGUAUURGCAUUUGUAAAUGAAAUGAGAAUUCUGUCUUUUUUGUAUUAAACUGAAGUCAACUUUUUUAGUGUU
This is a messenger RNA of Nothoprocta perdicaria, 1862 nucleotides long. RefSeq names its product ectonucleotide pyrophosphatase/phosphodiesterase 4 (gene ENPP4). NCBI's taxonomy places the organism in Eukaryota, Metazoa, Chordata, Aves, Tinamiformes, Tinamidae. The record is from RefSeq and is a predicted model, not a curated record. The coding region runs from base 113 to 1471 and encodes 452 amino acids. The transcript is spliced from 4 exons.